UGCAUUCGCGUCCCACGCAAAGCUCGACAAAAAGAAUUGAAACCCCAGCAACAAACAACAUCGCGGCUCCCCGUCCACAAGACCCCAUCACCACCACAAUCUGCCCUCUCGAGGCUGGCCCUUUGACCGACAAUUUGGACUGGGGAUACUGCUUCUUACCUAUACAUCCCGCCAGUUCCUACGCCUCUCUCCCCCUCCCUCCCUCCCCUCCUUAGCGGCUUUCUGCUGGCCCUCCGUCCUUCACCAUGUCUUCCCUCUUUGAUGCCGUUCUGCAGUCCGAACUGGGCUCCACGACGGGCAACCAACGCCUUCAUUCCGACCAGAUUCCCAGCUCACGACCACAGCCACCUUCGGAAAGCAAUGGCCCCAUGAGUGAUAUGCAUGCCUUCCCCGAUGACCAAGUCGCCGACUCCAAUGCCUCCACCGUUAGCCGACUCCGCAAUCCCUAUCUGCCCGGGCCACCCCCGGUGACCGAUGUGGCGGGGGAGAAAGUGCAGCAGGCCUUCGCCGAACUGCUCGAAACCUACCAGGAAGAGACGCCCUCGUCGGCACAGGCCCCGCCGUCGUCACAGGUCUUGAGUGACAAAUACUACAUCGCUCAAAUCAUGGGCAUGGCAAAAUGGGAACUCUCUACACUUUAUGUCGAUUUCACCCACCUCACUUCCAUGAGCAAUCCCAUUCUGGCCGAUGCGAUUUCCAACCAAUACUACCGAUUCCAGCCCUUUUUGACCAAAGCCCUUCACGACCUCAUCGCCAAGUACGAGCCGGAAUACUUUGCCUCCCACCGUCAAGCGACCGCCGCAGGUAGUGUCUCCUCCCAAGCCGGCACGUCGAUGAUCGCCGGCAACUCGAGCGUCUCCGAUAACCCGGAAUUGGAGCGCAAUAUCCGUGAGAAGACUCGACACCAACAGACCGAUAAGCUGUUCUCGUUGGCUUUCUAUAACCUGCCCCUUGUGUCCAGACUGCGCCAACUUCGCACCUCGCAGAUCGGAAAGCUGGUCUCCGUCUCGGGUACCGUCACGCGGACGUCCGAAAUCCGACCGGAGCUGUCCCUCGGAACCUUCAUUUGCGAAGAGUGCAAGGCCGUCGUCACCAAUGUCGAACAAACCUUCCGUUACACUGAGCCUUCACAAUGUCCCAACAACACCUGCGGUAACCGCUCCGGGUGGCGGUUGGAUAUCGGCAAGAGUACCUUCGUGGAUUGGCAGAAGGUGAAACUACAGGAGUCGUCUCACGAAAUCCCCACGGGCAGCAUGCCGCGGACGAUGGAUGUCAUUCUUCGUGGUGAGAUGGUUGAUCGCGCCAAGGCGGGUGAACGUUGUAUCUUCACCGGUACGUUGAUCGUGGUGCCGGAUGUCAGUCAACUAGGACUUCCUGGUGUCCGGCCAGAGGCAGUUCGGGACGACGGUGCCUUCCGGGGCAGUGAUAUUGGCGGUGGAGGUGUGACCGGACUGAAGGCUCUCGGUAUCAAAGACUUGACUUACCGACUGGCCUUCCUUUCUUGCAUGGUCACCCCCGACACAACAACCCCUGGGCAGCAGUCCAACCAGCAGCUGAAUGGCCAGUCGAACAAUAUCUUGGCGUCUCUGAACCAAAAUCGGGACCCCGAAUCCAACGAAGACCAGGCCCAGGAGGCUCUCCUCCAGAGCCUGACUCCGUACGAGGUUCAGGACUUGAAGAACCUUGUUCACUCCGAAUACAUCUACGCUCGUUUGAUCGACUCAAUCGCCCCCAUGAUCUACGGUCAUCGGCAGAUCAAGAAGGGAUUGCUGCUGCAGCUCAUCGGUGGUGUCGGCAAGUCCACAGAACAAGAGAGCCUUCAGCUUCGUGGUGACAUCAAUAUUUGCAUUGUUGGUGAUCCCUCAACGAGUAAGAGUCAGUUUUUGAAGUAUAUCUGCUCGUUGCACCCUCGCGCGGUCUACACCAGUGGUAAAGCUUCGUCUGCUGCCGGUUUGACCGCAUCCGUCGUCAAGGAUGCCGAGACGGGCGAGUUCACGAUUGAAGCUGGUGCUUUGAUGUUGGCUAAUGGAGGUGGUAUCUGCUGUAUCGACGAAUUCGACAAGAUGGACAUUGCCGACCAGGUCGCCAUUCACGAAGCCAUGGAACAACAGACGAUUUCCAUCGCCAAGGCAGGCAUUCAUACUACCCUCAACGCGCGCGCGUCGAUUCUCGCAGCCGCCAACCCCAUCGGCGGCCGGUACAACCCUAAGACGACGCUCCGCGGAAACCUUAACUUCAGUGCCCCCAUCAUGAGUCGAUUUGAUUUGUUCUUCGUCAUCCGGGAUGACCCCAACGAAACGGUGGAUCGCAACCUUGCUGAUCACAUCAUCAAUGUUCACAUGAACCGCGAUGAAGCCGUUCACCCCGAGCUCAGCACCGAGCAAUUACUGCGCUACAUUCGAUUUGCCCGUACCUUCCGGCCCGUCUUCACCGAGGAGGCCAAGGCGUAUCUCGUCGAGAAGUACAAGGAACUCCGUGCCAGCGAUGCCCAGGGUGGCAUGGGCCGCUCGUCAUACCGUAUCACGGUCCGACAGCUCGAGUCUCUGAUUCGUCUCUCAGAAGCGGUUGCCAAAGCCAACUGUGUGGAAGAGAUCAUCCCCAAAUUCGUCCGCGAGGCAUACGAUCUUCUUCGUCAGAGUAUUGUCACGGUCGAGAAGGAUGACGUCGAAGUCGACGAUGAUGAAGCCGCGGCCGCAGAUGGCGCUGCUGACGACGAAGACCACGAAAUGGGCGAUCGUGAUCGCGAAGGUGACAGCCCCAUGCGCGAGGAUGGCGAAGCACAGCCCAAGCGGGCCCGAACCAAGAUCACGUACGACAAGUACAUGAAGAUCCUGAACCUCAUGGUCCGUCGUGUGCGGGAUGACGAAGCCAACUCCGGCGAGGGUGUCGAGCAGGAGGAUCUUCUCCUUUGGUACCUGGAGCAAAUCGAGUCCGAGAUCGACACGGAGGACGAUUUGCAGAACGAACGGUCUUUGGCCGUGAAGGUUGUCAAGCGAAUGGUCAAGGAUAACAUCCUCAUGCCCAUUCGCGGACAAGGCCUGAUAGAUGCUGACGGCGACGUCCAGGAUGAGGAAUCUCAACGGACCGUCUACGUGAUGCAUCCCAACUGCGCCAUUGACGAGGCGUAAUUUCUCUUUCACGUUUUCGAUUUCGGACCAGGUUUACGUCAAUGAUUGCAUGGGUUUGAUAUAGGAGCCGGUGGUUAUGAGUGAUGAUAUCCAUCUGAUAUUAUUGAUAUUGAUAUUGAUAUUGAAUUCCACGUCUUCUUCCGUGGAUUAUGUGUUGUGUUAUAGACUGAGGUCUGGAGUGUAUAGGUUUAGAUAUCUAAUCUCACAUUGGUGGUAUAUUUA
Molecule: messenger RNA, 3350 nt
Organism: Aspergillus ibericus CBS 121593
Lineage: Eukaryota; Fungi; Ascomycota; Eurotiomycetes; Eurotiales; Aspergillaceae
Product: MCM DNA helicase complex subunit MCM6
Exons: 4
Coding region: 246-3128 (960 amino acids)
Biological process (GO): DNA replication initiation; mitotic DNA replication; double-strand break repair via break-induced replication
Cellular component (GO): MCM complex; nucleus
Molecular function (GO): ATP binding; single-stranded 3'-5' DNA helicase activity; single-stranded DNA binding
Source: RefSeq, a predicted model, not a curated record